CAUUUUUAGGUGUUUAUACCACGUUCCGUGUGUGUCUAGCUAGCUAGCUCACUGGUUAUUCUAAACACAGCCUCAAACAACAGCUAUCAUCUCAUCGUUUCAGCCACCAUUUUUUUCCUUAUGGCGUAAAUAACUUUAAACGGUUUUAUUGUGUGUUAGUUUGGCAUUGAAGCGAUCUUAUAUUUAUGCCUGGUGUUUUUAGGCAAGAAACAGUUUUCUGGGUCCGGUUCUUCGACAGUGGUUUAACAAAACCCGGAUUAGUUCACAUAUCCCGGAUUAACCUAGCUCGAUCUGAAAUGGAGUUUUUCCGGCUCUUCUAAAACAUAUUUCAUAGACUAUAAUAGAGCAGCUGACCGUUCAUGUAAGGAUUUAUAAAUCUGUGUAGACUAACAUAAUUAUAGCAUGGCUAAACAGCGGGCAGCAUAUUUCAGCGCUGCUGAAUUGCAGCUUAUAAUGGAAGGAUAUGAGGAAGUUAAACAUUUAAUAAAAACCAAAGGGAAUACUAUAGCUGCUGCAAAAGUCCGCCAGGAUGCAUGGCGAAAAAUAGCUGCCAAAUUAAAUGCAUCCAACCCUAUGGGACCAAGAAGAACGUGGCAACAAGUGAAGACGAAAUACAAAAAUAUCGUUCAAAGUGCUAACAAGAGAAAGGCUGCACUGAAGAAGAUGGGACUAAUCCCAACAAAAGAGGAGUACAUCGAUGAAGAAGAGCUGCCCCCUGAGGACAAUGUGGAGGCUCCUAUCAUAGCGAGCAUAGUUGGUGGCUGCUCCUCUGAUCCAGGAGAUACAGCUGGCUGCAGCAGUUAUGUCAAAGUGACUGAACAUGGACUGGCCCUGCUUCAGCCACCAGUAUUAUCAGAUGAAGAGCUGGACUCUGAACCUGUGGAAGAUGUUAAGACACUAUACAAGAAGUAUCUCAAAAUAGAGAUCUCAAACAGAAAGCAAGAAAUGGCAUACAGAGCUUUAAAAAUGCGCAAAGUGGAGAAAGAAAUUCAGUUACUGGACAAGAAAUUGGAUGUAAGUGUGAUAUUUGAUAAUGGAUCGUCAGAAUAAAGGAUAAAUGUACCUUUAAGAUCCACUAAAAUCUGUUUUCAGACAUUUUAGUUUAUGUUGGCGUAGUUUAGUUAGGAAAACAGGAAUACAAUGAAAGAGAAAUAUUGGUUUUCUAUGUUCAUUUCUGAAAUUUAAAAAUGAGUAAAGUGUCAAAAAUACAGUGAAAUGUAUUUAAAAUUCGACAGAGAACUGUGUCUCUUAAAUGACUAGAUAGAUAGAUAGACUUUGCAGUUAAAAGUAGGCUGAAUAGAAGCACUUGUUUGAAUAUUUAUUAUGAUUAUUAAUAUAAUUUGUCUCUGGAACUACAAUAGUAAGUAGAAAUGUGCCUUUUUAUUACUACAGCAAAGGCUGAUCUUUCAUGUUGAAAAUAAAGCAUUUGUUAUAUAUCUGACAUAAAGCAGAGUUGACCCUCGCCAUUUGAUUUCUGUCAUAUUCACAACUUAAUAUUUUGGAGAGUGAUUGUCAAACCUGGUCCACCAUUUCUGAUAGAUCUGAUUCAACUACUUUCCUCUUUAGAAGAGUGUUGCGCGAUCUAAACUGGCUAUGGUGAAAGAAGGAAUGUCAUCCAGUGUUGGUUGUGUCCAGUGUGAGCAAUAAAGUC
Carassius auratus (goldfish) is the source of this 1651-nucleotide messenger RNA. RefSeq names its product GT1 domain-containing protein. NCBI's taxonomy places the organism in Eukaryota, Metazoa, Chordata, Actinopteri, Cypriniformes, Cyprinidae. The coding region runs from base 403 to 1050 and encodes 215 amino acids. The record is from RefSeq and is a predicted model, not a curated record. Gene Ontology annotation, cellular component: nucleus. The transcript has 5 exons.